UUGCAAUCGAGAGUCGACGCCAUCACUGUGUGAAGAAUCAGUCCUUGUUUCUAUCUUCCACCGCUUCAUGGUUGGUUCCGUUGGGGGCCUCGAUGAUUCCUUCCUCCUGAUGAAAUAAGUGCCAUCUGCGCCUUUUUGAUCCACGGUUGUCGUCCACCACGCAAACUGGACUGAACUGGAGCCCCGGACACUCGUGAACCCCUUCAUCUCAUACCCUCAUUACUCACCAUGGCCAUGCACCCGUCGCACCACCAUCUUCAACCGUCACAUCCCCUCAAUCCAUUUACCUCUAACAGUCCUGGCUGGCCAGGCCCGUCGUCCUCUCGGGCUGGGGCCUCUGGGACCAGCACUCCUACCCCUUCCACUUACCUGAUGCCUACCAGUCCUGCCAGGAACAUGGGGGCGAGAGACGGCUGCAAACCUCGGAUUCUCAAGACGACCGGGCAAAAGCCUGCCUGUCUUGUCAAUGCCUCGGUCACCUAUUGCGGCAACAACCAAAUUUACGCCUUUGGCGGGUUUGAUCAAUUUACCGAUGAAGUCUACAAUCACGUGCUUCGGCUGGAUCUCGACACGCUAAAAUGGGCGCUAGUGGAUAAUUACGGAGACAUUCCUGGCGUUCGAAUGGGACACUCAGCCUCGCUCUAUCAAGGUGAUAAACUUCUGGUCUAUGCUGGGGAAAAUGAGCAUCGCGAGUAUCUCUCCGAUGUUGUCAUCCUCAACCUCAAAGACCACCACUGGACUCAACCUGAAGUCCGCGGCCCUGUGCCCAAAGGUCGCGCUCGACAUGCGGCCGUCGUCUACGAAGACAAACUCUUUGUGGUUGGUGGUCUGACCGGAGAAGCAAACUACAUUCUUGAUGACAUAUGCUACCUGGACCUCAAAACCUGGACCUGGUCCAAGACAUGGAGUUUUGUGCAGCGAUUUGACCAUAGCGCCUGGAUAUGGGGCGGGCGCUUGUGGGUCCUUGGCGGUCUGGGAGCAGACAUGGAACGACCCUCUGAAAUCUGCUGGCUGGAUUUGAAGGGCAGUCCAGCUCUUACCGACUCAGGGAGACAGUUCUCCUCUAUUGGUCGCAGCACUAUCGGGCGACAAGACGCGUGGUUGAACCCUCCGAGGCCCGACCGCAUUGACACGUACGCCGCCAACUCUGGUAGCGUACACAUUCGAUCAUCGAAAAGAGAGAAGCCGACGGCGCCGGGUGCGAUAUCGUCGUUGAAGUUUGUCUCGGGUCCGCAUGUUCCUCUUCAGUCAGCCGGAACCCACUUCCACGUCUGUUCAUCUGGCGCUCUUCUCGACUUCAUCACGCCGGCCUCCAACAUUCGCCAGAACGACUGCAAUCUGUCGUCUCUCGAGCUGGACUCGUUAAGAUGGCAACGCCUUGUCGAAGGUAAUGAACUGUUCCAACCUGGGUACAAAUGGCACUAUUGUACUAUCAACGAAGACGGCACCAAAGUGUGGCUGUUGGGAUCUCCAGCUGACGAAAUCGCCGGUGGCAACCACGAACUUCAUUUGAGUGAAGUUCUUGCUGUUGACCUAAAGCGCUACGGAUUGCUAGGAGAUGAGGACCGGACUUCUACAUCGGAGCAAUCGCGAAUCCUUGCCACGGAGCGGCAGACGACUCACAGUGCCACAUCAGCCGUGUCCAACAGUCUUGGUGCUGACCUUGCCCUGAUACUGGACCAACCGCCGGACAUGAACAGCAUGAGCGACUUUGUUAUCACCGCCCAGCCUGAAGUCAGCGAUAACGAAUCAGUCAUUUCGGAGAGCGAAUCUCAAGGUCGCUCACCGCUGAAUGGGAGUGGGUCGCAGGCAUUUUCCUCGGAAGCCACCAAUGUCAGCCAGCCCAUCCACGUGCACAAAAUCAUCCUCUGUGCGCGAUGGCCACAUUUCAAGCGACUGUACAACUCCAAGAUGAUUGAAUACCAGACGAAUCGUCUUCAUAUCCCCGAGCCGUAUUCGGUUGUCCGUGCGUUUCUGUACUAUAUUUAUGCUGACUCGAUUGAGCAACACCCGGUUUUCUGUCGGAAUCUCACCGAUGUUGCUGGGAUGCUUGUGAUGGCUAACCUCUAUGAUAUGCCCAAGCUUCGUCUGUUGUGCGUCAACCGGCUUUCACGGGAGAUCGACGUGGAUCACGCCGCCAUCAUCUGGGAGCGAGCCCGUCGCACUGAUGAAGAAUGGCUUGAGGAGCGGGCGGCCAAGUUUUGUUUGACCAACUGGGGGCGGGUAGUCCGGACUGAAGCAUUCCGUGGGUUGAGCCGGCAUAGCUUGAUGGAACUCUGCGAAAUGGUGGACAUGGAGGGACGAGUUGUUGGCGGAGAAGAACUAGAUGAUGGCAGUAUUAUUGACGCUGGUCGAUAUCGCAGGAGAAGUCAUCGACCCAGUGAAGCAACCGACGAUGCUGAGGGAGAUGAGGAAGAUGGCAUGGAUAUGAACUAGGGAUGGCCAUUGACGAGUUGACUGGGCCGGUGUGGCCGGUGUGUUGUAUGCAUCGACAUGAAAUAGAGGUUGUUGGGACAAAGGUUCCGUAGUGUGCAAUAUUCUAGCAUGUAGGUAUUAGCCAGGUAGGGGUCAGUGGAGUUUUGAGAUUCAUUACUGUAUGCUGGGACCUGGACCUUCCGUGCCUUGACCACGUGUGGCACCUGCCGACUUCUGUUACUACAUUAUUUCUCUACAAAUCUCAUUUGAUUAC
Exophiala mesophila is the source of this 2689-nucleotide messenger RNA. RefSeq lists its product as uncharacterized. NCBI's taxonomy places the organism in Eukaryota, Fungi, Ascomycota, Eurotiomycetes, Chaetothyriales, Herpotrichiellaceae. Bases 229 to 2436 code for a protein of 735 amino acids. Gene Ontology annotation, molecular function: protein binding. The record is from RefSeq and is a predicted model, not a curated record. The transcript has a single exon.